Messenger RNA from Ambispora leptoticha, 633 nucleotides. NCBI's taxonomy places the organism in Eukaryota, Fungi, Glomeromycota, Glomeromycetes, Archaeosporales, Ambisporaceae. The record is from the annotation of a GenBank genome assembly.
AUGCCUAAAAACUACAAAAAACGAUCUACUGUCAACGUUGGCCAAGUAAGAUCAAGUUCAACAAAUGAAACCAGCAUUAUUACUUCACUACAAAAUGAAGUCAAAGAAUUACGCGAAACGGUGAACGAACUCUCGAUAUCCAAGGAAAUUAUAAAAAAUUACGAAUCGAAAAUCAAAACUUUAGAGAGUGAAAAUUCCCAACUACGUCAAGAACGAGCUUAUGUCGGGAAUAAAAAUAAUGAGUAUAAAAAAAUACUCCAUGUUAAAGUUAAAAACUUACAAAUGGAGGUGCAAAGUAAAGCAUCUGAAAUCAAGGAAACGUCCAAACUUUUAGAUAAAGUAAAAGAUGAAAAUGAAAAAUUAAGAGAGGCUUUGAAGAAUACACAUCAGAAAACUAUUACGAAGGUUGAAGAAAAAGAAAUAAAAUUUUACAAGCCACAACUUGAUGAUCCUCAACCCAUUACGCAAAAAAUACGAAAUGAGCUUAAAGUAAUGAAAGAUCAUCAUAACGAUAAGAACUUGACUAGUUUUGUAUAUCGUGAAUUAGAACCAAUUUUGUUCUGUUUCCGAGAGUUCAAAGGGCUUUUGUUUGCGAUUUGGGAAUUUGGCAAAAUUUUAACAAACCAUUAUUAG